Messenger RNA from Panonychus citri (citrus red mite), 1760 nucleotides. It is a transcript of the gene Nprl2, whose product is annotated as GATOR complex protein NPRL2-like. Gene Ontology annotation, molecular function: GTPase activator activity. Gene Ontology annotation, cellular component: GATOR1 complex; vacuolar membrane. The transcript is spliced from 5 exons. Gene Ontology annotation, biological process: negative regulation of TORC1 signaling; positive regulation of autophagy; cellular response to amino acid starvation. The coding region runs from base 311 to 1489 and encodes 392 amino acids. NCBI's taxonomy places the organism in Eukaryota, Metazoa, Arthropoda, Arachnida, Trombidiformes, Tetranychidae. The record is from RefSeq and is a predicted model, not a curated record.
UGAAUUAAUUUUAAUCAUCGAUUAUUUUUCCACUUUUACUGUUGAAAUCAAUUUAAUUAUACAUUCGCUUGAUUGUCACCAUAAUCAAGUUAACAAUCAAUUAGCCGAAUUAUCAUCAUUUGUGCAAUUAAGUUCCAAUCUCGUUCUGUUAACCACUUUUACUUUUUUGUUUCUCUCUUUCUCUUUAUUAUUGUUUCUAUUUUCGGUUUGUUUACCUGUUGAUGGGCCGAUUAUUUCGAGUUUUUUAUUAUUCUUGUUAUUGUUUCUAAAUGAACAUUUAAUCAAUUCAAUCAUUAUCUUGAUCACCAUCAUGCCCAAUUCCCAAAAAGAGAGAAAUGAAUCUCCAAUUUGUUGUAUAUUUUUCUGUGAAUUUGAUCAUGUCUAUGGGCCUAAGUUAACAUAUCAGGUACCUGAAGAUAUUGUUUCCGAGGAUAAAUUCAAUGCUCUAAAUGUUUACCUCAUACCUAAAAAAGAGCUUGAAGGAAGAUUAAUAACAGUAAAUUCAAAUGAUCUCAAAGUCAUCGGAUUCCCUGUUGGCUUAGAUGGGCCACAAUUUCCAAGGAAUAGAUUAAUUUUCAAUCUUUGUUUUGUUUGUGCUUCUGCCAUGAGGACAGUUCAAUAUGAGCCCGUUGUCAAGAAAUUGGCUCAAUAUUUGAUCAAUUUGGAAAAGGAAUGCGGAUUCAUCUCGAAUAAUGAAACUAAAAGCACUUUACCCAAAAUCAUGGCUCAAAUACGAGAUAAACUUACGGCCAAUAGAUCUUGUGAACUUCCAAUCACUGCAUCAACCACAAUCUAUUUAAAAGUUGCUCGAGUCCGUCCAAAGCCCGAUCCCGUUGAAGACCACGAUGUACCCAUUUUUCUGACCAGUGAAGGAUCAAUUGUUCCAAGUGAAUGGGACUUGACCACUCAACAAGUGAUAUCGUUUAUUGAUGGGAAUCGACAUGUUGCCAAAAUCGCAAGUGAAGCUGAUGUUGAAGUCUCUUUGGUGAAAGCUUGUAUACAGAAUAUGAUUUAUUAUGAAAUAAUUACGCUAAUCCCGAUCUUCCAGUAUUCAAAUGUGUUCGUGACAACACCUAAAAUAUCAAAUCUCGUGGAAAGUACUGAAUUGCAGGAGGAGUGCUUACGAUUUGUUGCUAAAAGUCCAAGUUCUAAGCCCAAUUUCCGAUCAGUUUUCCAAUUCUAUUGUAACAUGACUCCUGGUGUUACAUUGAAAGAUCUUUGUAUCCGAUUAAAUCCAAGUCACAAUGGAAUCGAUGAGAAAAAAUUGGUCCAUUUUGGUUCAUUGAAAUCAUUAAUUCGCCGAUUGAAUAAAUAUCCAAUUCUGGUUGAUUCACCUGAUUCUACAUCGAUUGCUCAUCAACGAGGAAUAUACAGAUUCUUUGAUGGUAAUCACAGUUACGAUAAAAUUUGUACAGAAAUGAGUAAAAGCCACGCUGAGCUGGAGGAGAAAGUUGAAAGACACCCAUCGGCAGUAGUUUGUUGGAAAUAACAAUUAACAACAAUUAAAAUGUCACCAAUACUUAACCUAUUCACCAAUAAUCACCACUUAUAACAAACUUAUUUUUUACGGAAGAUAAAAUUGUCUCAUCAAGAUAAUAAUCACCACUGAACAAUUACUCAAUUUCAUUUAGAUUUUUGUUUCUCAUAUUCAAUUGUUCAAAUUAAUCAAGAUGAUUGGAAAAAUUUAAUCGCUCAAUUAUAAAACAAAUGUUAUCUAAGUCACUUAAUAAACGAUAUAAUUAAGAUUAUUAUUGCUAUAA